AUGGGGGAUCAUUCUGACAAACGCUCUACUCCAGCUCCCCUCGGUUACCUCGCGCCGGUCUGCGCCGGCCUUCUCGUGAUCAGUGUCUGGUACCGUCAUUUCCGUCGGAACCGGCAAAGCUCUCAUUUUUUGGAUCUGGAGAGUAUUUCCUUUCGACGCGGUUCUACGGUGAUCUCAAGUGGCGAGGUUGACAAGCAAUUUCCGCGGAUGAAAUACAGCGACUGGUGGGCGGGUCGAUGUAGAAAAGAGAGUAUUGGUAAAGAAACUAUUGGGUCGCUGGGUUCAGGAUCGGAAGACCCCAGAAGUGGUCAGGAAGAGAAGGAGACAGCAAUCACCGUCCCUGAAGGCCAUGUCCAUAAGACAGACCCUGCUGAGGAUGCUCCGGACACGCAAAUAGACAAGGCACAGAAACAUGUUGGCGACUCAAGGAAUGCUUGUGGGCACGACACUGACGAUGUAGCCAGCGAGUCGGGAUGCUUAUGCGCGAUUUGCAUGGAUUCUUUUGAAGGGGAUACCUAUAUUCGACCUCUGACAUGCGGACACAUCUUCCACUCUUCCUGCGUGGAUCCGUGGCUCACGAGACGACGUGCAAGCUGCCCUCUGUGCAAUAAGAGCUUCGGUGAUCAGGGAGCAAGUAAUAGGGAGGAACCGAAUACACAGAUAUUCCCCGUUCUUGCCAUGCCAAGGGCAGCAAUGAUUAGAAGUGACGUUUUCCCCAGGACAAUGUGAGACGAUAUCUAUUUCGAUGCACCGUUAAUGUGCGCAACGGUCUCGAGUUCUUCGCUCGGUAUAUCCGCUCCUUAUAACGUCAAAGCCGGCAAAUCAGACUUUGUUAA
Aspergillus caelatus is the source of this 836-nucleotide messenger RNA. Its product is annotated as putative RING finger protein. The coding region runs from base 1 to 729 and encodes 242 amino acids. The record is from RefSeq and is a predicted model, not a curated record. NCBI's taxonomy places the organism in Eukaryota, Fungi, Ascomycota, Eurotiomycetes, Eurotiales, Aspergillaceae. The transcript has 2 exons.